Messenger RNA from Thyridium curvatum, 2751 nucleotides. RefSeq lists its product as uncharacterized. Gene Ontology annotation, molecular function: single-stranded DNA binding; damaged DNA binding. The coding region runs from base 1 to 2751 and encodes 916 amino acids. The record is from RefSeq and is a predicted model, not a curated record. NCBI's taxonomy places the organism in Eukaryota, Fungi, Ascomycota, Sordariomycetes, Thyridiales, Thyridiaceae. Gene Ontology annotation, cellular component: nucleotide-excision repair factor 2 complex; nucleus; cytoplasm. The transcript has 2 exons. Gene Ontology annotation, biological process: mismatch repair; nucleotide-excision repair.
AUGGCCCCGAAACGUCGCAACGCGGCCGCAAGCGGCAUCAGUAAUCGCGCCGCCAUUGGACUUCGGGGCUCAAGCUCGGCGUCACGCUCGAAGCGCGGCUCUAAGCAAGAUGACGUCCCGGAUGUCUACCGCGAGAUGUUGUCUGAGGCCGGGCCUUCUCGCGCAACGCGCAGUGCCGAGGGCCAAGAGCCACCCCCGAAGAGGCUCAAGAGGCCGGGCCAGAAGCCUAAAGUAGAACAGCCUCAGAACGAAGAGGCGCCAACAAUUCCUCCGGUAUUAUCUGCACAGCAGGUGACACAGGCGGAGGCUGCGACCGAGGUUCCUUCGCAGACCGAUGGCGAUGAUCCUGAUGAAGAGGAUAUCGAAUUUGAGGACAUCGUCAUCCCGGAGCCCGUGAUCCAGACUGCCGAGCUCGACUCUGAAGACGAAGAUGACGAAGACAUCCAAUUUGAGGAUAUCGAUCUGGCCGUGGACGAAUUGCCUGCUGAUGAUGGCCCGCCCAAGGUUCUAGAAUUGAAUCUCACCUCUCACCAGGCCGCGACAACGCCGAGACGCACAGUGGAAAAGCGUAAGCCGCUCACCAAAGAGGAAAAAGAGCGCAGAAUCGAGGUGCAUAAGAUGCACCUCCUGUGCUUACUGGCUCACGCGGCGCGGAGGAACCACUGGUGUAACGACCAAGUGGUCCAGGAGUCUCUUCAAUCGCUUCUCACGGACAAGAUGGUGACUUACCUCAAUCCGCGAAAGAGCCUGCCCCAAUUCGGACAAACAGAAUCGUUGAAGAAUGGGGUGCAGCAGGCCUCGAAUGCUUUCAAGCUGCGGUUUGCCAUCACCGAACGCGGCUUGAAGCGGGCCUUGUGGGCAGAAGAUGAGAAGCAUCUUGAGGAGUAUGAAUUGCCUAACGACAUGGAGUCUACUCUUGAGAGAGCCGACUUCCGAAAAGCUGCCACGACAUUGCAAGGAUCGAGAGAUGUUGGAGCUCAACUGUUCUGCGCCCUCCUUCGAGCAGCCGGUGUAGAAGCCCGGCUAGUAUGCUCACUACAGCCGCUGUCAUUCGUGCCCGGAGCACCGACCCUUCCCAGGCCCCGGCAGUCGAAGCUGUCUGCGAAAUUGGCCAAGGCGGCCGAGGACAGGGACCGCUUCGCCAAACUGUACCAAACGGCGUCGCAGCCAGACCCAGUCUCGGCCUCGACGUCCAUGACCCCUCCGAGGCGCCGACUCGGCCACCCCAACGCCACAGGUUACAACAUCCCAUCAAUAGCUUCUCCAACACAGCCAUCGCCCUCAACGUCACACGCCCAGGACACCUCCAGCAAACGCAUACGCAACGAAUCACCUUACCCCGUCUACUGGGUCGAAGUGCUCGACGAGGCACAUCAGAAGUGGCAGCCUGUGGACCCCCUAGUCACAGAAACGCAAUGGAAACCAGCCAAGCUCGAACCCCCGGCCUCAGACCGCGCAAAUUGUCUGUCAUACGUCAUCGCCUUCGAGGAGGACGGCAGCGCGAAGGACGUGACGCGCCGGUACAGCAAGGCAUACAACUCCAAGACGCGCAAGUGGCGCAUCGACGGGCUCCCCUCCUCGAACGCCCCAUCCCCGCCGCCGGGCAGCGGACCGGACCCCCCACUGGCGCCGGACAGGUGGCUCCGCCGCGCCCUGCGUCUCUACACGCGGCGCAUACCCACGGACCUAGACCAGAUCGAGAACAACGAGCUGCUGGCCGCCGAGGCGCGGGAGCCGAUGCCGCGCAACGUCGCCGACUUCAAGGACCACCCGGUCUACGCCCUCGAGCGGCACCUGCGGCGCCACGAGGUCCUCGCCCCGGACGCGCACUUUGUCGGCACCGUCUCCGCGGGGAGUAAGGCUCCCCUCGAGCGGAUCUACCGCCGGCGCGACGUGCGCAUCGCCCGCUCGGCCGACAAGUGGUACCGUCUGGGCCGCGUGGUCAAGCCGCUCGAGAUCCCCGUGAAGUGGCUGCCCAAGCGCGCCGUGCGCAGACGCGGGCUCUUUGACGAUGACGACGGUCCCGAUGACGACGAUGACGUUGAUCCCGUGCUAGGCAGCGGCGCCGGGCCGGGCGACGUCAACGGCACGCCGCUCUUCACGACCGAGCAGACGGAGCUGUACCGCGCGCCGCCCGUCGCGGGCGGCCGCGUGCCCAAGAACAAGUUCGGCAACCUCGACGUGUACGUGCCGAGCAUGGUGCCCGAGGGCGGCGCGUACCUGCUCGACGAGCGCGCCGCGCGCGCGGCUUUCAUCCUGGGCGUCGACUACGCGCCCGCGCUGACGGGGUUCUCCUUCCGGGGCCGGCACGGCACGGCCGUGCUCAGGGGCGUCGUCGUGCCGGCCGAGAGCGAGGAGGCGGUGCGCGCCGUGGUCGAGGGCCUCGCGGACGCCGAGGCCGAGGCCGAGCGGGAGCGCAGGGCGGCGCGGGCGGUGAGGAUGUGGAGCCGGUGGCUCAAGGCGCUGAGGAUACGCGAGAGGGUGUGGGCCGGGGCCUCCGAGGGGGAGGUGCUGGCUGAGGAGAGGAGGAUUGGGGAGGUUGUUGAUAGGGGCAAGGGGAAAGGCAAAGGGAAGGGCAAGAGGGUUAUUGUGGACGAAAGUGAUGACGCUGAUGAUGAUGAGGCUGGACAGGCCGCUGAUGAUUGGGAUGAGAUGAUGGAGGAUGCGGAGAGUGAUGUCACGGAGGAGUUUGAUAUGGUGCAGGACGAUGAUGAGGAUGAGUAUGGGGGUGGUGGGUUCUUGAUUGAGUGA